CGUCAUCAAAUUGCGCUGUUGCCCCUCGCAACAGUCUGCGGAGAAAACGCUGACUAGCAAGCAAGCUGGUCUCAGGAUGGUAAACAUCGACUGAAUUUCGAAAAAGUAGCUACGAAAAAGUAAAGAUAACAACAGUAAAUAAUGCGUAAAAUAAGUACCGACACCCUGUGGGAUUUGGCUGCAGAUGAGGUCCGGGCCAGAGAGAGAAGAAGUAGACAAGAUCAGGAUGAUGAUGAGAAUGAGGAGGAUGGCCAUGCGCACUGCGAGAGGACUGUUUUCUUUAUGGGCAGUAAAACCGGGGGUAAAACAACAAUACUAUUCAGGUGUAUUGACAGAGAUGAAACCCCCAAACCAACCCUGGCUUUGGAGUACACGUUCGGUAGGCGAGCAAGAGCACACAGCACACUCAAAGAUAUAGCUCACCUGUGGGAACUGGGAGGAGGCACAUCUUUAUCAGAUCUUGUGCAGAUACCCAUCACGUCUCAGAACCUCAGCAUGUUGUCUCUGGUGUUGGUACUGGACCUGUCUAAGCCCAAUGCACUCUGGACCACCAUGGAGAAACUCCUUCAGGCAGCUCUAAACCAAGUGGAAAAGGCAUUUGCCAUAACCACGAGGCCAGGAGAGGCCAGACCCAGCAAACAGUUAAGCCAAAGCAGAGCAUUGCGUAUCCUCCCCAAAGACCACCCAGACAGAGAGCUCAUCAGCCCCUUCCCUGUGCCUCUUCUUAUGAUUGGUAGCAAGUUUGACAUCUUUCAGGACUUUGAGUCAGAGAAGAGGAAGGUGAUUUGUAAGACCCUGCGUUUUCUGGCUCAUUACUAUGGUGCAUCCCUGAUAUUCACUAGCAGUAAAUCAGAGACAACAGUGUCUAAAGUCAAGAACUUCUUCAAUCAUCUAGCUUUUGGGACUGAUAGAGGGAAGUAUUUCUCUACAGACCACAGCAAGCCUCUCGUAAUUCCAGCAGGCUUAGACUCUCUCAGUCAGAUUGGAUCUGUUGCCGUUGAUCUUGGAACACUGCACGCUAAAACUCCACUGGACCUGUGGAAAAAAGUUUUUGAAAGGUUUUUUCCUCCAGAGAGCACUAAUGAACGCAAGGAAGUGAAAGAUCCCGCCAAAGACCCCCAGUACAGUGAACUACUUAUAGAUGCCAUGAGAGCACAGAAAGACCAGGAGCUGGAGCAGUAUAAGCGAGAACUGGCAAAGUCAUGGAAAGGCUUGACUCUGGAGUCCUAGAGCUACGGAUACACAUCCUAAAAACCUCAGCAUUAAUGUAUGCUAUUUCUACAGUUCUCUCUUUUUUUUCUCCUAGAAAAAUUAUUUUUGACACUGUUCCAUUUACACAUGUAGUGAGUAGCUGAAGCAGAAUCCAGAGACAGUGCUUGGACGGUUUGUAAUAUCGUGUUUUUAUAUUAUUUUCUGAAAGAUGUAGUAAUUUAAUAAUUUGCACAUGUAAAUAUGCAGCUAGUAAUUGUAUAAAAUCUUAUUCUAAUGUCUUACUAUUUAGUAAAUUACAGAAUUCAUGAAAUCUCCAGUACUAUUGGCACCCUUCAACAAAAUGAGCAGAAAUUAAUAUAUAAGAUCAGUGAUGCACAAUAGGGAAUAUUUUUUAGUUUGAUCAUAUGGGGAAGCUGUAUAGGUUUAAUUUUAGCACAUUAUAUUUUCAAACAUAAAACCUUUUAUGGAGUAAUGCAUUUUGUUGCAGAGCGGUUUUAAAAAUGAUUGACACCCCCACAGUUCAUUUUGGUAAAACCUGUCCUGGAGAAAAUACAGUUGUGCUCAUAAAUAUACACACCCCUUGCAGAAUCUGCAAAGUGUCAAUAAUAAUAAUAAAAAGAGGAAUCAUUAAAAUUGCAUUUUGUUUUUUAUUUUGUACUCCCCUGAAUAAACUUUUUUACAUAACAGAUGUUUACAUAUACGUCUCCAAGAUAAUAACUGAACCGGUUCAAAAGUUUACAUACGCUUGAUUCUUAAUACCAUGUUAAUACCGUUUUUUCUGUUUUCUGAUAGUUAUUCAUGAGUCCAUUGUUGUCCUGAGCAGUUAAACUGCCCACUGUUCUUCAGAAAAAUCCUCCAGGUCCUGCACAUUCUUUACUUUUCCAGCGUCUUCUACAAUUGAGCCCUUUCCAGCUGCGGCUAUAUGAUGUUGAGAUCCAUCUUUUCACACUGAGGACAACUGAGGGACUCGUACACAACUAUUACAUAAGAUGCAAACAUUCACUGAUGCUCACGAAGGUAACACGAUACAUUAAGAGCCAGGGGGAUGUAAACUUUUGAACAGGAUAAUCGGUGUAAAUUCAAGCAACUCUGCGAAAUCCUGUAUGGAUUGUAUUAUGACCUGAUUGUGCUUAAUUAUUAUUUUUUUUAUCUUAUAAUGUACUUUUUAUAAACAUUACCUGACUUUUAAAGAUUAAAAAUUUUCUUUCUGGGUUGCGUUGGAAGCACUCUGGUUUUCUACAUGGUGAUGGAUGAUGAGGGAGUUUUAUCUGUGCAGCCUCAUAUUUGUCAAAAUGAACAGUUUCUAGACACUGGGAGCAAUUUAUUUUAGAAAAUUGAUGUUUUUUUUUAGGAGGUUUGCAUGUUCUGAAAUAUUUUAGGGGGUCAGUAGUGUCCACCAAAGUUCCACCAAGAAAAUGAUUCAUAAAUAAAUAAAUAAAACCGAAAAGGAACCAUUUUUAAAGGAAUGAUUUUGGCAAACAGAUGUCAAAUGCUUAUGAAAGUCUUUCUUGUGAAAAAGUUUCAGUCAUGAUUUAGAUCAAGGACUUUAUUGAAAUGCAGGAUAUAUACGCAGACAAUUAUGCUUAAUUAGGGUCCAGGAAUUUUUUCUCCUUUUAUUGAGAGCACUGAAAAGAUUCCAUAAAAAAACAACAAAAAAAAUAAAAACAAAACUGAAACACCAGCAAAAAAAUUGUGCUGCAAAACAUUCAAGGCAUUAAACAAAAAAAAAUGUAAACAAAAAUAAAUAAACACAUUUAUCAAAAACAAGGAAAAAGAACAAAAACUGUAUUUUACAGAUGAAUGUAAACUGAAACAAAAAUGAAACAAACAAAACUGUACCAAGCAUGUUUUCUGUUCCCCAUCAUGUAAAAUGUACUAUUUAUACUAUUAUAAAUGAUACUACUAUUUAAAAAAAAAAAGAAAAAAAGAAAGAAAGAUAUAGUUUUAGGGGGUGGGAGGAUCAUCCCACUGAAAAUACAACCUGUUAUGAGAGCAGUAUGAUGUACAGAUAUGAUUAGGAUGUCCUUUUAUGCCCUGUAUGGCCUUUAACACACAUAACAUUAACUUACAGGAGUCCAGGAACCUUAAAAUAACACUUGUGUACACUACAUUAUGAUUUUCAUUCCUAAAACUGCCCAUGCACUAGAUUUUCCACAGUGGGCACUUCGCUGAUACAUUUAUCAACAACAAAAGAACAAAAAAAUAAAAAAGUCCUGUACCUAUCUUCACUAUUGUUUUAGUUGCUAAUGACAGUCUCACUACUCUCUCUCUCUCUACGACACACAGAUUCACAAUGAAAGGCUGAGUUAGCUCAUCUCCCACCCUUCCUCAGGAACAGAAAUACAGCUGAGCAGCAAGCGAUGACAGGAGAGUAAGACAAUACAGUACAUACACCAUAUGCUGGGAUACCUUCAUGGAAAACAUGACCAAUGAGCAUUUGGAGAUUUUUGAAAAUGCUGACAAUCUGCCCAACACUCACCGUUGCGUAUCUAAUCCCCUGUAAUUACAUACUCUGAUUAGAGAACGUUAGUGUAUUGAGAUUAAAAACGUAAAACGUUCGACUGACCGUAACGUAUCCGGAAUGUGAGUGAGCCUUGCGUUAAAGGCUGUUUGAUCUAAGGCUCAGGUCACAGUAGCACAAAGCACAGAGAUCUUAGCGAAUGAGAGAUGUGCAACACAUAACCACGUUGCAUUUCACUAAUAUGUUGUGUAAUACUGCAUAUUUUCCAAAAGCCUCUUUCCAAUGUGAGCGAAAAUAAAACGAUGGCUAAAUAUCAGACGUUUGCUGAUUUUUUAAAAUUUUAUUUAUAUUUUGAACCUUCUACCAGGUUUGCUACUUAUCCUUUCGUCUAAAAGGUUACCAAAAAUAAUAAUAAAUCAGUGCAUGAAAAUUGAGUAACUCAGUAAAUGUUCUGUUUAGUGGAGCCAAAAUCACUGAGCUGACCUAUGCUAAUUUUAAUGGCGUAAAUGCACUUUGGGUAAUCAAGAAAUCAGAUUUCUUCAGUUGAAUAAACUGGAUGGAAUUUACA
Ictalurus punctatus (channel catfish) is the source of this 4241-nucleotide messenger RNA. It is a transcript of the gene dync2li1, whose product is annotated as dynein, cytoplasmic 2, light intermediate chain 1. Gene Ontology annotation, molecular function: dynein heavy chain binding. The record is from RefSeq and is a predicted model, not a curated record. Gene Ontology annotation, biological process: intraciliary retrograde transport; intraciliary transport involved in cilium assembly. The coding region runs from base 142 to 1230 and encodes 362 amino acids. Gene Ontology annotation, cellular component: axoneme; ciliary basal body; cytoplasmic dynein complex. The transcript is spliced from 13 exons. Lineage: Eukaryota; Metazoa; Chordata; Actinopteri; Siluriformes; Ictaluridae.